CGCACGACAAGCGCCCUCAGACACGCGGGCCCCCGCGCACCGUAUAUGCUUACACUCUCACAGUCGGCCUCAAUUGGCUUUUCUAUAGGGCACCACUCAUUCUGCAGGACCAUAUCGUGCCACUGGUCAUGCAAGUUCUGCGCAUAGCACACGCCCAAUUGAGAUUGAGCGCCUUGCCUCGCCCUCGAGUUUGAUCCUGUGUCUUCCCGUCGUCGUCGUCGUCCUCCUCCUCCUCCUCUCGCCCUCACCGUCCGCCCGCCACCGACCGACUCCUCCUGGCAUGAAGCCUCACCGCAUGAUCUACGCCAUCAGAGCCCACGCCACAAGCCGUUAGACAGCCAGCCACACCCACCUGGGCAGCAUGGGCGACUCCAGCGGCACCGACGUCGCCUCCCAGGCCGCCACCGCGCGCAGGGAAUGGGGGCGCUUCCUGCAGCGCUGUCUGGUCCAGCGCCUAGACUUUGACAAGUUCGCCGAGUAUGCGCCCCUGCUGCACGCCCGCCACCCCCUCGGCCACGGCCCCGUCGCCGACCUCGUCCUCCGCCCGACCUCGUGGAACAGGUACACCCUGGACCCGCGCGUGCCCCACUACAUGCAGACGCUGCUGGAUCUCGGCCUGGUCGACACCCCGGCCAUCCUCGCCGCCCUGUACCGGUACUCGACGUGCCACGUCCUGCUGGCCGCACACCGGAAACAGGGCGACGGCGGCGGGGCGGACGGUGGCGGGGCCAGUGGUGGUGGCGACAAGUCGGCAGCCGAGGCCGGCGCCGGCACGGGCAAGAAUGAUGUCGCGCGCUGCUGGCAGAGCAGCUUCUCGUCCGAGGAGGUCAUCUUCUACCGCCUCACCAAGGCGGUGGCGCAGGGGCUGGCCAUCAGGAACAGCAGGGACGCCUUGGAUGUCAGUGCCAUCAUGGCCCGGUGGAUGACCCUGUUCACGGCUGCCAGCGCCGCAUUCCAGGCUGACGAUGAGGAUGCCAUCAUGGGUGGUGCGGGCAGCAAGGCCUCGCAACAAAAGAGAGACGAUAUGGACAACUCUAGGGCGGCGUUCGUGAUGCUGUUGUUGGGUGUCUGUGAGAACCCAGUCUUGCUGCAGGCCCUGGGCAAGCCGUUCGCGAAAGGUGCGCGGAAGGGCCUCUCGCAGAGCCUUGCCAGCUUCAUCCCAUCCAUAAUGCAAAAUGCCUCCCAGAUUGCAGCACGCCUCGAACUGUUUCGCACCGAGACGCUGGCCGGGUUCGAGCCAAUCGACAAGAAGAAAGAGGCUGCCAACGCUGAAAUGGACGAGCUGCUCGACGAGACCCUGGGCCUGCAAAAUCUCUCAAUACCGGACCUACACGUCGACAGGUCUCGCGCAGGAUUAUACAUUUACCUCAACGCGGCGCUCAUAGGAAGGCCCUUGAUCGACGAUGCAGCAUUCUACAAUUACUUGCAUAACAGAUAUCAGGGAGACAUUCAACUGACUGCGAUCGAUCUCAUUCUCGCAUCCUUUGACGUUCUCGCCAAUGCCAUCUUCAAGAACGAGGGCCAGAAGACUGCGAAUCUCAUAAGAUCAUACCUGAUCAACAAAGUGCCCCUGAUCCUGGCCUCCUUUGCCACGCAGGAACCAAUGUACCAGUUCAACUCAGAGUUGUGCAUUACGAAUGCGCUAAGUCGGGUUGACACCAAUACAUUUCCGACACUGACAUCUCUCUUCGAAAACAAUAUUAGCAGCAACCCGUUCACAGAAUCAGUCCGCUCAGAUUUCGUCACGGCGUGUUGCCUGCACGGCCUUGUGCCCGAGACAAGUAUUGAUCGACUGAUUGGGGAUUACACGUACCAGACCCUUCCGGCCGGGGGACGUUAUGACAAGGACAAACUCGUGCAGGAGUGUCUUGCGGAUCCGCUCCAAGAGCGUAUCCAGAAGCUCGUCACCGAACUUGAAAGUAUGGACGGCAACGUCGGUGCCUGCUGCCAGGCCUUGACGGAGAUGCUUGGGAAACUUUGUGCAAAUAAGGAUACAAUGUCGCUGAAGACGCUCUGUUCCAAACUGGUGGGGAAACCCCUGAACCUGGAUGUUCUGUUGCUGUUCGACAAGCCCACGACUAUCCUCAGUCCUCUUUGCGAGCUGCUGGACAACUGGGGAUACGAGGAUGACCAAGGGGAAUAUCAACCGGUCUAUGAGGAAUUCGGGUCUGUCUUGCUGUUGCUGCUGGCAUUCGUCUACCGCUACAAUCUGACCGCAUCCGACUUGGGAGUCCGGUCGUCGGACUCAUUCGUGGCUAAGCUUCUUGCCAAUGGGCAGCUCAGCCGCCCGCUGGACGAGCUCAGCGACCAGGAAAGGAACCAGCUCAAUGGUUGGAUCCACGGCCUCUUCGACACGGACGGCGGGGGUCUUGCCGAUGAUUUGCUCUCAUCUUGUCCACCCCAGGACCUCUAUCUGUUGAUACCAACUCUGUUCCACAACAUCGUGCUGGCUUUUAGCACCGGACACCUGACAGAAGAGACCCUCAAGACGGGCAUCGAAUAUCUCGUGGAGCCUUUCCUGGGUCCGUCCCUCGUGACGGGGAUCAUGUACCUUUCCAAUUGCCUAUGGACCGACCGAUCUGAGGAAAACAAGGCUACGGUCAAGAUUCUGCAGCUUAUCGUAAGACCGAGCCAGAAGAUGUCGCCAGAGUCCUCCGACAUGCUCAACACUGUUAAGAACAUUGUUGCCAAACCCCUGGAGAGUGGAUUGCGCACGUACCAGAGGCAAAACCCCAGGAGCCAAGAUGUCGAGCCGCUGUUGCAGGUCCUCAAAGGCAACGUCGAGCUUUCCAGGCGCACAGGUGCAGCGGGCGACAAGGAGCUGGAGCAGUGGAUCAGCAGCGGUAGUGGCGGCCUCACGUCGAGCAUCAGAACCACGUUCCAGAACCUCACCAUGUGGUCACUGAACCCAGGCGUCAUGCCGACUGCAUACGCACACCGGCAGGUCCUGGUUGGACUGAAGCUGAUGGGCGCCAGGCGGCUGCUCCAGGCCAUCCUCGAGGAGCUCAAGCAGCUGACCGAGACCGGCAACGGGAGCAUCGCCUACGACGUCGCCAUCGCACUGGUCUGCGCUCCCGAUGUAUCGAGCAACGCGAACGACGCCCUGGCACCCACUCCGCCGCAGCGGCGGCUGUCACUGCGCGAGGCGCUCAAGUGGGAGGCCGAGGAGUGGAAAAAGACGCAGAAGAAGGACCCGGCCAUGGCGGAGACGGUGGUCCGGCUAUACCAAAAGGUUGAGGCGCAGAUGGCGCCGGUGGCGACCUUGGCGACGCUCCCACACGACGCUGAUGCCGCCGCCGCCGCCGCCAUGGCCAAUGUGCUUGUGGACGACGCUGCUGCCGUCAACGCCGCUGCGAGCCAGCUCGGAAUGGAUGACCCCAUGGCGCUUGAUGCUGGUGCGGCCGGCCUGUCGUUGGACCUGUCAGGCGGUGGCGGAGACCUGAACCUGGGAGGCUCUGGGGUGGAUUCCGCGGGUGGGCUGGACCUCACCGGGGGCGAUGACAUGUUCAGCUCGUUAGGGCCGUUGGACGGAUGGGAUAGCAUGGAUCUGACUUAGGCAGGAAGUGAAAUCUGUCACGCGGCCUUGCACACAUCCCCCACCUCGGUCUUUAUUUUUGGACGUUGGGAGUUGUUGGUAGGUGGGUGCUCUGGGCCAUAUGUUCUUUUUUGAAACGUGAAUGUGGGCAAUUUAUACCCCCCCUUUCUGUCCUGGGUACGGACCCGAGGCUGGAAUGCGGCUCAUGAUCGAGCUAGAAGAGCAUUCUUUUGGUUUAUGGGGCUUUUUGCUACAGAAACAUGCGAUGGGAUAUCAAAAAGGAAUUUUACACUUGACAAAAAA
Messenger RNA from Diaporthe batatas, 3838 nucleotides. RefSeq lists its product as uncharacterized. Gene Ontology annotation, cellular component: mediator complex. Gene Ontology annotation, molecular function: transcription coregulator activity. The transcript is spliced from 6 exons. Gene Ontology annotation, biological process: regulation of transcription by RNA polymerase II. Lineage: Eukaryota; Fungi; Ascomycota; Sordariomycetes; Diaporthales; Diaporthaceae. The record is from RefSeq and is a predicted model, not a curated record. The coding region runs from base 362 to 3556 and encodes 1064 amino acids.